Molecule: messenger RNA, 2634 nt
Organism: Cynoglossus semilaevis (tongue sole)
Lineage: Eukaryota; Metazoa; Chordata; Actinopteri; Pleuronectiformes; Cynoglossidae
Product: nipped-B-like protein A
Exons: 4
Coding region: 1-636 (211 amino acids)
Biological process (GO): regulation of gene expression; establishment of mitotic sister chromatid cohesion; embryonic viscerocranium morphogenesis
Cellular component (GO): Scc2-Scc4 cohesin loading complex
Molecular function (GO): chromatin binding; cohesin loader activity
Source: RefSeq, a predicted model, not a curated record
AUGCAUCCUAGCCAGAUGUUUAUGCCUGAAGUGAAGACUUUGUACAGUGGUAUUCUGGUUGACAGCUCCUCAUCAAUCAACCUCAAAAUCCAAAUCCUCAAAAACCUCCAGACGUACCUUCAAGAGGAAGACACACGGAUGCAGGAAGCGGACAGAGAAUACCAUCAUCAGAGGUUUCAGACAAGACCUCUUCACUAUGAUCCAGGGAACCUGCAGCAUUGCAGGGCUUUUCUCAUUUCACUGCACCUCUUUGAUGACAGUGCUAAAACGGAGGUGAAUAUGCUGCUGUUUAUAGCAGACAAUUUGGCUUGUUUCCCGUACCAGAGCCAGGAGGAGCCUCUCUUCAUCAUGCACCACAUUGACAUCAGCCUGUCAGUUUCUGGUAGCAACCUGUUGCAAACCUUUAGAGAGCUUUUGUUAAAAGAGCCGAGGAAAAAGGAGAAGAAGGUAAAGAGGGAGUGGAAGAGCACAUCAGACGGGGAGGACGAGGAGGAGAAGUUGAACUGUGACUCCCCCAGAAGCAGUGAUGAAGAACACCGCAACAGAAGGGAAGAUGGAGAAAAUGAUGAUGAAAAUGUGGUACGAAGACCAAAAAAUUCCAAGAAACCUAUCGACAGUUCAGAGUUUUAUAAUUAAGUGUUUUAACUUUGACUUUUCUUUCCUGGAAGUAGUAAGGACGAUGGCAAAAUUAACACAAGUUGACUCUUGAGUCAAUUUGGAUUAUACAAAGAGAACCUGUUUUUGUUUUUUUCACACUGAAAUAUGGCACGAAUGGAAGGAAAAUGGACAAUGGAAGAGUUGAUGAUUUCAAGAAUUGCUGAUGGACAAUGCCAUUGUAGUCGUAUAGACUGCCAUUGUAGUCAUAUACACUCAAUUUCCACAUUGACACAUUGUGUCUGACCACACAUGGUCAGACACAAUGCUCGUUAGACUCUGCAUGCAGAAGCAGCAGCUAAAUGAAUAUAAACACUGCGCUGUGUACUUUUAUAGAGUUGGAAACAAUGGAUUAGGAAGCAGCUGUGAGACUGGCAAGAAUGGGAAACUCUCAGUAGACUCGUAACUGGAUACUGUAUGUUGCAGCGGUGUCUGACUGGACAGAGUAAAGUGUAAACUCUCAGUAGGCUCUGACUGUAGAUUGCAGUAGUAUACUGUAUAUUGCAGUAGUGUCUGACUGGACAGAGUGAUGUCCAGUCAGACACUGAUGUCUCGCAGAAAUCCCCGGCAGUGUAAAAGAGAUAAAAGAAGUAAAAAUAAGAAAGAGACGUGUGGUGAAUUAGAAGCUGGACUGGAAUUGGGUCUUCCAACCCGGUUGGAAUUGACGUAUGGAGCGAAGCGCGCUUUAGUGUAAAAGCUAUGUAGGACACGUGUACAUGUUGACAGUACAAGUUUAGGCUGAUCACCUUUGGGACUACAGGGUCAACCCCGGAUUUUAUGAUAAUACGUGAAAAGGCAAUUCACUAGAAAUUAAGCAAGACAUUCUGGAGAAGCCAAGGAAAAAGUGAGCGAAAACACACACAUACGAGUAAAACAAAAAACGCAGCGCUGGCAACUCAGAGGUCUAAGUAAGGCUCACAUAAAGGUUAUUCCAGUCGGCAAAGGAUAAGUACAGGGGUCAUAUAGCUUAUGUGCAUUUGUAUAAAUACAUAUAAACUCAUAUAAUCACUGUAUAUAUGUGCUACAUGUAAAGCAACAUUGGUGACAAAAAUUGCUUGUAGCUCUGGGACAACCCAGAAUGUGAUUAAAGUAGCUGAAGAUAAAACAAUUCAUAUUUGGCAACUUUGUGAAAAAAGAUUUGUAAUUGGGUUUGGAAAAGAAUAUAUCAGAAGUGUGAAAAUCUGCGGUGUGAAGUUCAAAAGGAGUCUAUGUGACUGGUCUUACCCCCCACCCCCCUUUUUUUCUUUUUUUCCCUCUCUCUGGAUCGAACUGAAUGAGCUGUAUGUUUGGAUGAAUGCCUAAAUGUUCGUGUGCAAGUGUGACAUACUUGUUUCAACAAUGCUGAAGUUCUAAUAAUUUGUUUUUUGUUUCUUAUAUUUGUGGCCGAUUUUUGUGGCUGAUAUUUGAUUCGGAUAGCUGUUUUAACAAGCUGAAGUUUUAAAAGUGAAGAAUUGUUUUUUGUGUGUUAGUAAGCUUACAGGGUUCGGUGUAAGAAGAUGUUCAUGUUAGUGCAUUAAUUUCAUUGUGCCUUUAAAUCUGGGUUUGAUGUUGUUGAAUUUGUGUCGCAGUAAGAAAAGUUUUUGGGGUGCUCAGCAAGAGAUACUGGUGCUGUGCACUAAAUAUUGAAGGAAUCACCAUUUUGAAAUUGGGCCUAGUGCAUAAUCUCCAUUUUGAAACGAACACCAUUUUGAAAUAAACAUUGCGCAGUGUUAGAUUUCAAUGGUUUCCAGUGGUUUUUUCACAUUUGGUUGGGUCUGCACCAAGACACCAAAAGGCUUUCCUGAGCACACACAGUCACAUAGCCACACACAUUCUAAGAGAAUUUCCCCAGAUUCUGUUCACACCAACCCCCUAAGAACACCUCUGCUCCCUGGAAACAAUGGGAGAUCUUCACACAACAAUGGGAGAUCUCCCAAUCUACCUUCUCACAGGGAACCCCGAAGCCAUCCAUUCCUUUUGAUUUACAUGACCACCUGUGGU